AUGGCGUCAACAUCAGAUGUGCACGGUUCUUCUCCUGUGCCAACCCUGCCCCAGCCCAACGACAACGGUCGUUCGCACAUGUCUUCUCUCUCAUCCUCAUCCUCCAUCUCCGACGCCGAAACCGAACGUAGAGGACGCUCAGAGAGACCUCGUAUGGCCAGUCGGAAACCGAGUGCCUCGAUACUAGUUCCACGGGAUCAUCCUGAAAUCGAAAUCGAAGAAGAGGAAUUCCCCCCUGACGACGCGCGCGCCAUGAGCCCUCGACGCAACUCGGCUGAUUUGGAGCGACUGGGCAAGGAAGCCAGGCAGACGCUACAAGAACAAGCCAAGGCCCUCCAGUCCUCCCUUCAGGCGCUCGCCGAACGUAUCGAAGCCGUCAAAUCCGACCAUGAUAAGCUCGAAAGCGAGAAUCGAUUCCUUCAAGACUACAUUGGUGGAUUAACCCGCAACAUGACCAAGAGCGAAAUGAACAGGGGUAGCACCAAGGUCAAAAAGUCGCAGAAAUAG
Molecule: messenger RNA, 507 nt
Organism: Aspergillus luchuensis
Lineage: Eukaryota; Fungi; Ascomycota; Eurotiomycetes; Eurotiales; Aspergillaceae
Product: short coiled-coil protein
Exons: 2
Coding region: 1-507 (168 amino acids)
Cellular component (GO): trans-Golgi network
Source: RefSeq, a predicted model, not a curated record